UUAAUAAAUUUCAUUAAAUUUAAAUAUCAGCUUAACAAUACAGACCAACUAAUCAGGAGAGAUUCUAGCAUAAAAUGAUUAAAUUAAAAAUUAGAAAUCAAUUUAUUAGUAUUUCCUUUUUCACUUUUGUUAAGAAAUUCUAGUCUAGGACUUCAAAGCCAUUCUUGAUCAGUUGUUUAUUUGCAAAUUACAGAGAAUGAUAGUCCCAAUGGCAGUGCGAACAAUAUUUCUUCUUCAGUUCUUCUUCUUAUGCUCUAUUCUUUCUAGUUUUUGCAGGAAUGAUGAUGGUUAUACUGUCACUGGUCGAGUAAAAAUUCCUGGCUUUAGCUUGAAAGGAUCUGGUUUCUCAGCUAAAGCUUCAAAUGUUAAAGUCAUAUUUAAUGGUGGCCAAAGAGUUACAUUCCUGAGACCCAAUGGAUAUUUCUCAUUCUAUAAUGUAUCUGCAGGGACACAUCUCAUUGAGGUGUCUGCAAUUGGCUACUUCUUUUCUCCAGUCCGAGUUGAUGUCAGUGCUAGAAACCCAGGUAAGGUUCAAGCAGCGUUAACCGAGAACAGGAGGACUCUGAUUGAAUUAGUUUUGGAGCCAUUAAGUGAGGAGCAGUAUUAUGAGGUAAAGGAACCCUUCUCCAUUAUGUCUCUGGUGAAAAGUCCAGUUGGCCUGAUGUUCGGAUUUAUGUUGUUUGUAAUGUUUGUGAUGCCAAAAUUAGCAGAAAAUGUGGAUCCUGAAGAAAUAAGACGAACACAGGAGGAAAUCAUGAGAAACCAAGGGAGUCUUUCAAGCUUAUUACCAGGGGCUCAAAGCAACAACUAGAGAUUAGAUUUAAUAACAACAUUGAAGAAUUUCACCUGCUAGAAAGGGAAAUUCUUCAUUGUCACUAUAUGGAAAAAGCUGAAUUAUUCAUAAACUGAUAAACUCAGUUUCAAGGAUCCAUAUCAAGCUUUUUUUGAAGUCUCCGAGUACCAUCAUUACUUCAAUUUAAUCCUAACUGGAAUACUGACGUUCUCUAAAUAAGACAUUGUUUCACUUGAAACCAGACAUUAUAUUUCAGGAUAACUUGUAAUAGACUUAUUGUGUCCAAGAAGAGUAUAUAUUGUUGGUUACCCUAAAAAAUCAGGCAAUAACUCUUUGAAAAAAGUGAUAAUAUUAUGCU
Lycium barbarum (goji berry) is the source of this 1151-nucleotide messenger RNA. RefSeq names its product ER membrane protein complex subunit 7 homolog. Gene Ontology annotation, molecular function: carbohydrate binding. Gene Ontology annotation, cellular component: EMC complex. NCBI's taxonomy places the organism in Eukaryota, Viridiplantae, Streptophyta, Magnoliopsida, Solanales, Solanaceae. The transcript has 7 exons. The coding region runs from base 197 to 811 and encodes 204 amino acids. The record is from RefSeq and is a predicted model, not a curated record.